This is a messenger RNA of Gadus macrocephalus (Pacific cod), 2907 nucleotides long. RefSeq names its product glutaminyl-tRNA synthetase 1 (gene qars1). NCBI's taxonomy places the organism in Eukaryota, Metazoa, Chordata, Actinopteri, Gadiformes, Gadidae. Gene Ontology annotation, cellular component: aminoacyl-tRNA synthetase multienzyme complex; cytoplasm; cytosol. Gene Ontology annotation, biological process: glutaminyl-tRNA aminoacylation; translation. The record is from RefSeq and is a predicted model, not a curated record. The transcript has 23 exons. The coding region runs from base 77 to 2407 and encodes 776 amino acids. Gene Ontology annotation, molecular function: glutamine-tRNA ligase activity; ATP binding.
GACCCAACCGGCCGGUAAAGGGCUUUAGCGGCGUGUCGGUCUGGCUGUAGUGUGUGGUAGGUGUGUGCGCUGAAAAAUGGCGGAUACAGUGACACUUUUCACUUCCAUUGGGCUCAGUGAACAAAAAGCAAAAGAAACAUUGAAAAACGAAGCACUUACUUCUGCUCUUAAGGAUGCAAUUGCCCAGGCCCAGGUUGUCAAUGGAGCCACAGGAGUGGACAAAGCCAUGGGAACAAUGCUGUACAGCAUGGUAUCCCGUCUCAAAGAUACCAAACGCCUGACAUUUCUCGCAGACCACAUUGCCCGGCACAAAAUAUGCACAGAACUUCAACUAGCUGCUGCUCUUGAGUUUGUGAAGAACCAUCCUCAGGACCCCAUCAACCAGGCAGAGUUUGAGAAUGUCUGCGGCGUGGGUGUGGUGAUCACCCCCGAGCAGAUCGAGGAAGCGGUGGAAGUGGUGAUCAACAAGCACAAGGAACUACUGCUAAAGGAGCGGUAUCGCUACAACAUGGGGCUGCUCAUGGGAGAAUCACGCACUGCUCUUAAGUGGGCAGAUGGAAAGAUCAUCAAGAAUGAGGUGGACGUGCAGGUUCUACACCUAUUGGGCGCCAAAACAGAGGCUGACCUAGAAAAGAAGACCAAGCCUCAGAAAGCGAAAACCUCGGAGAGUGAGGUGAAGGCAAAGAAAGAAGAGGUGGCCGUCAAUGGCGAGGUCCAGUCUGAAGGGAAAUCUCUAAUGGAGCAACUGAGGGGAGAGGCGCUGAAGUUCCAUAAAACUGGAGAGAACUAUAAGACGGAGGGCUAUGUGGUUACGCCAAAUACCAUGGACCUGCUUAAAAAGCACAUGGAGAUUACCGGUGGACAGAUUCGUACCCGCUUCCCUCCUGAGCCUAACGGUAUCCUCCACAUUGGACAUGCCAAAGCCAUCAACUUCAAUUUUGGUUAUGCAAAGGCCAACGACGGGAUUUGUUUCCUGAGGUAUGAUGACACAAACCCAGAAAAGGAGGAAGAGAAGUACUUCACUGCCAUCAAGGACAUGGUGGGGUGGCUCGGUUACGAACCAUACCAAAUCACCCACGCAUCGGACAACUUCCAGCGCCUUUAUGACCUCGCGGUGGACCUGGUCCGUAGAGGUCACGCCUAUGUGUGCCACCAGCGGGGGGAGGAGCUCAAGGGCCACAACGCCCCCCCAUCCCCAUGGAGAGAGCGCCCCAUGGGGGAGUCGCUGGUUUUGUUCCAGAGGAUGAAGAAAGGGCUUUUCGCCGAGGGCGAGGCGACACUGAGGAUGAAGAUGGUCAUGGAAGACGGGAAGAUGGAUCCUGUUGCCUACCGUAUUAAAUACACCCCACAUCAUCGGACAGGAGAUGCAUGGUGUAUCUACCCAACCUACGACUACACUCAUUGCUUGUGUGACUCUAUUGAGAAUAUCACACAUUCACUUUGUACCAAGGAGUUCCAGGCAAGACGGUCCUCGUAUUUCUGGCUAUGCAAUGCUCUGGAUGUUUACUGCCCAGUGCAGUGGGAAUACGGACGGUUGAACCUCACCUACACUGUCGUAUCCAAGAGGAAAAUCAUCAAGUUGGUAGAGACAGGAGUUGUCAGAGACUGGGAUGAUCCUCGCCUCUUCACACUUACCGCACUGAGGAGGAGAGGUUUUCCGUCUGUGGCCAUCAACAACUUCUGUGCCAGGGUGGGAGUAACGGUUGCCCAGGUCACCAUGGAGCCCCACCUGCUCGAGGCCUGUGUGAGAGAUGUCCUGAACGACACGGCACCGAGGGCCAUGGCCGUCCUGGAACCCCUGAAAGUCACCAUCACCAACCGCUCCGCAGACUUAAAGUCCGAUGUCCAAGUUCCAAACUUCCCUGCCGAUGAGGCUAAAGGCAGCCAUGUGGUUCCAUUUACAAACAUUGUCUUCAUUGAACAGAGUGACUUCAGAGAGGUAAUGGAAAAGGGCUACAAGCGUUUGACUCCAGACCAGCCAGUAGGCCUGAGACAUGCUGGCUAUGUCAUCACUGUGCAAAAGGUCAUCAAGGAUGCUCAAGGUAAAGUGGUAGAGUUGGAGGUGAGCUGCUGUGUUUCAACUGAAGCUAAAGAGAAACCCAAGGCUUUCAUCCAUUGGGUCAGCCAGCCCCUCAAGUGUGAAGUGCGCCUCUAUGAAAGGCUGUUCUUGCACAAAAAUCCAGAGGAUCCGUCUGAAGUUCCUGGGGGAUUCCUGAGUGACAUCAACCCUCAUUCUAUGGAGGUGAUCGACAGUGCCUUGGUUGACCGCUCAGUCGCAGGAGCAAAGGUUUUAGACAGAUUCCAGUUUGAGAGGAUGGGAUACUUCUCCCUGGACCCUGACAGCACAGCUGACAAGCUGGUGUUCAACCGAACGGUCACCCUGAAGGAAGAUCCUGGGAAGAUCUAAUGGACUGAGAUCUUGUUGCACAUCCUGCUUCCUGUAGGCUUGUUUGCAUCAUUAAUUUUGGAACAUCAACUGAAACUUAAUUAUAUGUAAUAUGACCAGCCUAAUUCUAACUACAUAUUGUUGUAUUUAUUAGUGGGUAUAUUUCUUAACUGUUUCAAAAGUUACAUAAUACAAUUUUAAAUUUUACUUUCCGGACUGGAAAAGCAUUAUGCAUUUGGAAGUUAGCCUCACACAAGUGACCAGAAGCAUUUUUCCAUCUGCUGCAAGGAUAUUAAUUUAUUUUUCUGUUCUGUUAAAUGAAUUUACCUUUUUAUCACAGUAAGGGUAUCCUUCAAGUUUCAAGAUGUUUAAUCAUGUUGGUGCGCUUAAAUGCGUUAUGGUUUUCUAACUAGGGUGCUGUCAAAUACAGUAACCUGUGUUUUUGCAGCAUUUGAGAGGUGGCACAAGUGUCAAUUUAAAAAAAGACCUCAAAUAAAAUAAGCUGACGUAUGCAUUAAUUA